Molecule: messenger RNA, 3178 nt
Organism: Leptinotarsa decemlineata (Colorado potato beetle)
Lineage: Eukaryota; Metazoa; Arthropoda; Insecta; Coleoptera; Chrysomelidae
Product: double-stranded RNA-binding protein Staufen homolog 2-like
Source: RefSeq, a predicted model, not a curated record
UUUUACAGAUUGGGAAUGCAGCAAAUGGGACCUCCUCCUAACCAGAGAGCACCAAUGCUGAUGAGCAUGCCAGCUACUGGUGUUCUAGUUUCGAUGUCUCCGGGACCCCCUUUGUUAACUUCAACGUCAAUUCCGCAACAACAACCCAAGGGAAAUAUGCAACAGGUGUAUCAUUACGAGAGUACUAGUCAGCCCACAGAAGCAGAUCAACACACUACAGAACAUCCGAUCUGUUCAAACACUAAUACUUUGUCUACGCCCAACGUUACUUUGGCAAACAUAAAAGAAAAAACACCAAUGUGCUUAGUGAAUGAACUAGCAAGAUACAACAAGAUUCAACACCAGUAUAAGCUCACAUCAGAGCAAGGACCGGCCCACAAAAAAAUCUUCACAGUUACCUUGAAACUCGGUAAUGAAGAAUAUGAAGCAGAGGGCCCAAGUAUUAAAAAGGCACAACAUUUGGCUGCUAGUCAAGCUUUGAUGAAAACGGAAUUUAAACAUCCACCACCAAAAACAAUCAGAAAUCGUCCUGGAAUCAGACCUGUUAAUCCAGGAGUAGUUACUCCUACAGUUGAACUAAAUGCCCUGGCCAUGAAAAGGGGAGAACGAACAGUAUAUGUGGUCGAAAAUAAUGGUGCUCCGCCACAUCAGGGCUAUCUAUCUCAGCCCAAUUAUUAUCCUCGUCAUAACCUGUAUAAUGCUCAGACUCAACCUCAAAGAUACAGCUAUGAUGCCCGUCGCAAUAAUAUAAGGGGACACUAUCCUUACCAUGAAAAUCGCUACUAUGGACAGUUUCGGCCAGGAGCUCCGCCUAAUCCAGGAGAUCCGUAUAGUGUGCGGUUGAGAGUUGGAGAAAGGGAAUAUCCUGGACAAGGAUUCACUGUGCAAGCUGCCCGACAUGAUGCUGCUUCAAAGGCUAUCGAGCAUAUUAAGCAGCUAGGUGAAUACAUAUUUGACAAUUAAAUUAUGGAAGUAGAAUUUGAAAAUUAAAAUUACGAUGUUAACUCUGAUCUGAAAUCACCUAUUUCACUCGUAUAUGAAAUAGCUCUCAAAAGAAACCUCAACGUUAUUUUCGAAGUUUUGAGCGAAAAGGGCCCUCCACACAUGAAAGUAUUUGUCACCCAAUGCCGUGUAGGAAACUUCUUAGCUGAUGGGGAGGGUAACGGAAAAAAAAUUUCAAAGAAACGUGCCGCCGAAAAAAUGUUGGAAGAGCUCUCCAAACUCCCACCUCUGCCUAACGUAAUCAACAUUGCCCAACUGAAGAGGAAACGAGUCACCAAUAAGAAGAAAACCCGCAACUUGAUCAAAGUCAAUAUGGACAAAACAGCCGAAGUUGCUGAAGAAAUUAAUCCCAUAUCACGCUUAAUUCAAAUUCAGCAAGCUAACAAGGAAAGAGAACCAAUUUAUACUGUUUUGGAGGAACGUGGAGCCCCUAGGCGCAGAGAAUUUGUUAUUGAGGCAUCUGUGAAUGGGCAUUCCUGCACUGGGGUUGGUCCAAAUAAAAAGGUUGCUAAACGUAAUGCUGCUGAAUCUCUUCUCGCUGAAUUGGGCUAUAGCAAUACCACAUCAUUGAACAAUACCAAACCCAUUAAAACAGAAAAAGAGUCUGAUGCAUCUGCAGCGGUAGCACAGGCUAUGGCGGAGAAGAAUCGUAAGGUGACAUUCGUUGAGGAAGUUCAAGAGCAACAACCCACGCCAUCUGUUGGUGGAAGUGGUGGACGCCAGUUGGUUCCUGGCGUUCUUUUGGUAACCGAGCAGUCAGGCUUUCAGAAGCAGAAGGAUACUAUGGACAAACCUAUGCUGCCUCCUCAAACACAAAUCAAGCCACCACCUUCUAUUCAGGGCGUUCGUUCAAAAGAUCAAUUAAUGUACCUGGCUCAGCUGCUGAAUAUUCAGAUACAGUUUUCAGAUUUUCCCAAGGCCAAUCAUGAACAGUAUCUGACUUUAGUAUCACUAAGUACUAUACCACCUCAGGUGUGCCAUGGCGAAGGUCCAACAACUGAAGCUUCUCAUGAAAAGGCUGCGCUAGAAGCGCUCAAGGUUCUAUCUGAGUUGGGUCUUGAUAUAGCACCAAAGGAUGGCUUGGCUCCUGCUACUGCUGUUGACAGCACCUCAGUAGUAUCUGGCAAGGGACCAGUCAACCAGAAUGGUGUGAAGAAGAAUUAGGAACUCUGUGAAUGCUGUACCAAUGGCCCCUUAAUCUAGGACCCUAGGAUCACAUCCCCUUGGGACAUGCUUAGUUUCAGUCAUUGGUACAGUGCAAAUGUACAUGAGUUCCGUGUGGCCAUGUAACAAUUUGCAUUAUUUACAUUCAAAAUAACUACGAAUUAUUGUUUUUCUUGUUUCAUGUGAUUUCAUUAACAUAUGACGUUAUAUGAAAUGAUUUCAUGUAUCUAUGUAUAAUUCUGGUUAUUGCUUGAGCACCAUGCGUUUCAAGUCGGUGCUGCCCAUUUUCAUUUUCGUGGGCAGAAAAUGAAUUUGGGAGACAGUAGUUCAGAAUUGAUUUACAAAAUUGUAAGUUGUGUAUUAAUGUAUACACUUUUAGGGUUCGAAUACGCUGCUCAUGAAGUAUUUCUGGGUAUUUAGGAUUUCAUAAUUUAAAAAGAAGGUUCCAAAUUUUACUUAUCAAGGAAUGUAAAUUGUUGAAUCGAUGAUAAAUACCUUGAAAAUCCUUCAGAAGUGGUAUUAGUUGUAUUUCUAUUCCAAUAUUUCAUGUAGGUAUUUUAAGACGUAUAUGAAAUACUUUGAAAGUGUCCACGGUUGUGGGUAACAUAAGCGUAAUGUUGGUUAUGCGUUAUUAUUGUUACAUAUAAUUUCGGACCCUAAUAUUAACCUAAGAAUUAUUGUUAUGUUAAAUCCUUUUUGAAGCUAGUAUUUGCUAACCGUUUUCUGACAAAGUUAUUGCACAUAAUUGUCAGAGAAUGACGAUCAAGUUAGUUGUUCUCUUUAGAUGCGAUGCAAUUCUGAUCUGCUGAUCAACUCACAAUGGUUUUUUUUGGAGAUUGAUUUCAUUAUUCCAGAGGCUUUGGAAGUGAAGUUUAGUUUGAUUUUUAUAGUGUUAAAAUAAUUCUAAUUUUAUCUGUAUAUUUUCGUUUGAUGUUGUCCAGCAUGUGAUAAUUUUAUUUUGUGUAUUUAUUUGUUUUAGAUCUUUUAAAAAUAAACAUUUUGUAGAUGCCUC